Messenger RNA from Cygnus atratus (black swan), 2713 nucleotides. It is a transcript of the gene TPBG, whose product is annotated as trophoblast glycoprotein. The record is from RefSeq and is a predicted model, not a curated record. Lineage: Eukaryota; Metazoa; Chordata; Aves; Anseriformes; Anatidae. Gene Ontology annotation, molecular function: protein binding. Gene Ontology annotation, cellular component: plasma membrane. The coding region runs from base 1 to 2121 and encodes 706 amino acids. The transcript is spliced from 5 exons. Gene Ontology annotation, biological process: negative regulation of canonical Wnt signaling pathway.
AUGGAACAGCAGUACGAAGAGAGUGAUCCCAAAGUGCUGCUUCUCACAAGGCCAGCGGACUUAAAGACAGAUGGUGGACUUCCAAGGGAUAAAAAGAUUGGACCUAAGCGGGAAGCGAGUGGGCCCAGAGGACCGCUUUGGCCUCGAUUCCUUGCAGACUGGGGCGCUGCUUCUCAGAGCCAGGAGGGAUCGGGGUUCAGCUCUCCUUUCCUGUCCCUGGAUGCAAAUACCCUCACCUAUGCCAUCUUCCAGUCUCCUAGAUACCAGCAGCAGAUGGGAGCUGGAGCCCAGCACCUCAACCCAACCAGGUGCCUCCCUCGCAUACCGCAUCGCCCCUUCCCCGCAGGAACCCCAACCCCUGCCCCUCGACGGCACGGGGCCGCGGGCCCCCCGGGCUCCCUCCUCCCGGCCGUGGCUUUGUGGCGAGGCUCGGGCGGCUCCUCCCCGCCGCCGAGGCGAGUACCGGGUACCCUCCCGCGCACCUCCCGACUUCGCCGGGCCACGCCGCUUGUGGAGGCUCCGCUCGGCGGCCAGGUAAACCUCCGGCCGCACCACCACAGCCGGGGGGACCGAGGGGAGAGGAGCUCCGGGCGGGCCCCUCCGUGCCGGCGGGCCCCCGGGUCGGGCCGCCCCGCGGAGGGAGCGGGGCAGGGGAGCGGGGACGGCGGGCUGGGGCUGGGCGAGCGGCGGUGCCGGCCGUGUGGGGCGGGCGCGGUGCCGGCUCCCCCCGGUCGGGGCGGCGGUUGGUUUCUCCUGGCAGCGGAGGCAGGGCCAGGCGCGGCGAGGGUGGGCGCGGAGUUGGCGGCGGGGCUGGGGGAGGCGGCGGCGGAGUUGGCUCCGGACGUGGUGGCAGGAGGUCCGCGGAGCGGAGUCGGCUUCGCCUCGCCUCUCCUUGCCGGCCGGAGCCGAAUGCGCCCGGAGGGGAAGGUCCCGUCGCGGGCCGGGCCGCCGCCGCCCGCCGGUGCCGGAGCCGGAGCGAUGUCGGGGCGCGAAGCCGAGCGCGGCGGGGCGCUGUGCCUGGGGCUGCUGCUGCACGUCCUGUUGGGCUGCGGCUCGGCGCAGCAGCCCGGCGGCUGCCCGGCCGGCUGCGAGUGCUCGGAGGCGGCCAAGACGGUGAAGUGCGUGAACGGCAACCUGACGGAGGUGCCGUCCGACCUGCCGCCCUACGUGCGCAACCUCUUCAUCACCGGCAACCCGCUGCGCCGCCUGCCCGCCGGCGCUUUCGCCGCCCAGCGCCUGGCCGAGCUGGGCGCCCUCAACCUCAGCGGCAACCACCUGCGGGUCGUGGAGGCCGGCGCCCUCUCGGCCCUGCCCGCCCUGCGGCAGCUGGACCUCAGCGGCAACCCGCUGGCGUCCCUCAGCCCGCAGGCCUUCGGCGAGGGCGGCAGCCCGCUGGAGGAGCUGGCCCUCCGCGGGGCUCUGCACGACCAGGGCGCGCUGCUGGGGCUGGCCGCCCUGCUGCAGGCCGGGGCCCUGCGCAACCUCAGCCGCCUGGAGCUGGCCGACAACGGGCUGCUGCUGCUGCCCGCCGGCAUGUUCGGCGCGCUGCCCGCCCUGCGGCACCUGGACCUCAGCAACAACUCGCUGGUGGGGCUGCGGAACGUCUCCUUCCAGGGGCUGGGCCAGCUGCAGAGCCUCAACCUCAGCGACAACUCGCUGGGCGUGCUGAGGAACGGCACCCUGGCCCAGUGGCGCGGGCUGCCCACCCUGCGGCGCAUCGGCUUCGGCCGCAACGCCUGGGUCUGCGACUGCGCCAUUGAGGACCUGGUGGCCUGGCUCAAGGAGAGCGACCAGGUAGAGGGCAAGGAGGCCCUGACCUGCGCCCACCCAGAGAAGAUGCAGGGCAAAGCCCUGCUGAAGAUCAACGCCUCUGACCUGAACUGUUCCAUGCCCGUAGACCUGCCUUCCCAGCUACAGACUUCCUACGUCUUCUUAGGGAUAGUCUUGGCUCUCAUCGGGGCCAUCUUUCUCCUGGUUUUGUACUUGAACCGAAAAGGAAUCAAAAAGUGGAUGCACAACAUCCGAGACGCCUGUAGGGAUCACAUGGAGGGAUAUCACUACAGAUACGAGAUCAAUGCUGACCCCAGGUUAACAAACCUCAGCUCCAACUCGGAUGUCUGACAGAGCGCCGCGGAAGCAGGGCAGCGCACAGUAGCUAUGCAUGAAACGUAGACUGAUGCUUUACCCUUGUGCUUGCUUCCCUCUCCCCAGAGAAUUCUCAGACGUGCUUGCAACAUGAGGGGGAUAUGCCUCCAUGUGAUGUUCAUUACCCUUCUCUCUUCGUUCUGAGAUGCUGGGGAGCUGCGCAUGGUGUUGGGCUGUAUGUAAGAAACACGCUGCUACUUCUCUUCCUCCUUACCUGUUUUCGUUGGUACUCAUGGGAAGCUUUUUCCAAGAUCUCAAACGAAAAAAAGGAUUCUCUCUGUGACGCUCCAAAGCCACCAGAGUUUAUAUUAUAUAUACAUAUAUAUAUAUAUACAUACACACACAGAUACAACAUUCAACAAAAGCUGCCUCAACUUUUUGGGAAAAAAGAUUACAAUCUUCUGUGCCAGUUUUGGUCCUGUAUAUCUGAAUUGUGAUGACAAUGAUUCCAUUUCAUAGACUUACACUGAAUCUCAGAAAAACAAAAAACUCCUUUUAACAAGUCCUCUGUAACAACGAAGGAAAUCAAAUAGUGAGCAUGCACAAAUACUUUAUAGUUUUACAUGUU